Molecule: messenger RNA, 1140 nt
Organism: Fusarium subglutinans
Lineage: Eukaryota; Fungi; Ascomycota; Sordariomycetes; Hypocreales; Nectriaceae
Product: allantoate permease
Exons: 6
Coding region: 1-1140 (379 amino acids)
Biological process (GO): transmembrane transport
Cellular component (GO): membrane
Molecular function (GO): transmembrane transporter activity
Source: RefSeq, a predicted model, not a curated record
AUGGUUAAAGCAGUCGAAGUACAGCAUAGUGAUUCUAUCACUCCUGCUGAGGCAACUGUUCACUACGAUCAAAAGGCCGCAGCCGCAGAUCUUGAGACUGCUAAUUACGUCCAAGAUACCCCGGUCGAAAUUGACGACAAGACGAACAAGGAGCUAUUCUGGACUGUCAACAGGCGCAUCCUGGCUUGUAUGCUCGGAACAUACUUUUGUCAGUCCCUGGAUAAGGGCACGCUUGGCUUUUCGUCUGUAAUGGGCAUCCAGGAAGACGCCAAUCUCCACGGACAACAGUUCUCAUGGCUAGGAACAAUCCUUUACAUGGGAGUUCUUGUUGGUGAAUAUCCCACCAAUUUCUUGCUCCAAAAGCUACCGGUUGCUAAGUACUUGGCGACCAAUGUCUUCUGCUGGGGCGUUGUGAUUGCCUGUUCUGCGGCUGCUAAGAACUUUGCAAGCCUCAUGGUAGUUCGCUUCCUUCUGGGUGUGUUUGAGUCAUGCGUUCAGCCGGCCUUCAUCAUCAUGACGAGUAUGUGGUACACAAAGCGAGAGCAAAGCAUCUUGACGUCCCUCUGGUACUGUAUGACUGGAGUUCAGCUCAUGGUUGGUGGAAUAAUUGCAUGGGGAGUGUCUCACUACAAGGAUGGAGUCAUAUUCCCUUGGCAACUACUCUUCCUCGUUCUUGGACUACUUACCUGUGUAUGGGGCUUAUUUAUUGGCUGGUGGCUGCCUGAUUCUCCAAUGAAAGCAAAGUGUUUUAACGAAGACCAGAAGCGACUCAUGGUUGAGCGAGUUCGUGCCAACGAGACUGGCAUCCAGAACAAGUCUUACAAAAGGUAUCAGGCCAUCGAAGCAGCCACUGAUCCCAUCGUCUGGUGCUAUGUUAUGCUCCAACUCACCUCGAGUCUGAUCAUCGGCGGUCUGGGUGUCUUCUCCAAUCUUAUCAUAUCCUCCUUCGGAUUCACCUAUCUUCAGACCCAGCUUCUUAACAUCGCCCAGGGUGCCGUGACAAUCAUCGUCAUGGUCGGGAGCGCCACACUCGCAACAGCCACAGGGCAAACUGCAUGGGUGAUGCACGCAUGGACAAUCCCUCCCAUCAUUGGAACUGCUAUUAUCUACAGCAUCCCUCCAACAUCCUCGAACCGCUAA